Messenger RNA from Williopsis jadinii, 1020 nucleotides. RefSeq names its product kinase-like protein. Gene Ontology annotation, cellular component: nucleus; cytoplasm. The annotation marks the transcript as partial. Gene Ontology annotation, molecular function: protein serine/threonine kinase activity; ATP binding. The transcript has a single exon. Lineage: Eukaryota; Fungi; Ascomycota; Saccharomycetes; Phaffomycetales; Wickerhamomycetaceae. Gene Ontology annotation, biological process: protein phosphorylation; mitotic DNA damage checkpoint signaling. The record is from RefSeq and is a predicted model, not a curated record.
AUGAGCACUGCAACUCAAAACGGGUCCGCAAGUGGUGCCGGAGGCUCAUCCUUCCUGAACAAUGAGACAUACGUGCUACCGUUCCCAUUGGCCGAGCCCAAUUCGUACUUGCCGGCAGAUAUCCACCAGAGCACGGAGACGGUCAAUUCGCUGUUCUUUGUCAACGACCAGAGCAAGCUGAAGAAGUUGGGGUCUGGUGGUGGUGCCAUGGUGUUUGGCGCCCAGCAGAAGGCCACACACAAGUGGUUUGCGAUUAAAAAGCUCUAUUUGCUGAAGCAUGAGACUCCAGACCAUUUCUACCAUCGCGCAGCCCGAGAGUUUAUUAUCGGACAGGGACUAAGCGGACACAGACAUAUCAUUGGGACUUAUGCACUAUUGAAAGUCCAGACAUAUACAACGAUCCAGCGUGGAUGGGCGAUCUGCCUGGAGUUUUGCAAGCACGGCGAUCUGUAUGACUUCAUAAAGACCAACCAUUACAAGAGCAGUGGCUUGAACGAGAAGUUCUGUUUCUUCAAGCAGAUAGCGUACGGGUUGAAGUUUAUGCAAGACUGUGGUAUUUCACAUCGUGAUAUGAAGCCCGAGAACAUUUUGAUUGAUCAAGAUGCUUGUCUGAAGAUCACCGAUUUUGGUAUUGCUGACUACGCCCACGAGGAUCCGAACGAUUUGUCCUCGCCGCUGAAAGAGUGCAAGACAUUUGUCGGAUCACCUCCAUAUGUCCCUCCGGAGGCUAUGGACCUGAAGGAUCCAACCAAGAAGUCGUCGUAUAUUAUGUUUGAUCAGGAUAACUGGGCGCUGGGUAUGAUUCUGUUCGUGCUUAUAUAUGGCUCUCAACCUUUCCUUUCUGCAUCAAACACCGACGCCAUGUAUCGUGAUUGGACCGUGUCGUACGCUACACUGUGUAACUCAACACCGGCUUUCAGAACCGCCGACAGAUCCCAUGGCCCUGGGUAUGAGUUCAAAUGGGCUAAGGAGUUUAAGAGUACUGGCGCAGCAAGGGUUGCUUGGAGACUGUUGGACCCA